AUGGCACCGAAAUCAAAGCAUAAGGCUGCGCAAAGCACUUCAAAGCAACCUGGAAAGAAAGCGGCUGCUAAAAAGAUGCCUAGUGUUACAGGAUUAUUGCAACAAUUUUCAAAGAAGAAUAAUGGACCGGAUGCAAAAGCAAAAGGGAAUACUGGAAAACCGCCGACACCACCGGUUCCCUGCGGCGGACCACCACCACCACCUCGUCAGGUUUCGGUGAUGCAACCAGCUAUUCCUACGGAUCAACAAGAACCGACUAGCAACAACAACAACAACAACAACAACAACAAUAAUAAUAAUAACAUCAACAAGAGCAAUAUGGCGACCGUACUACCAGGGGGUCCGCUGGCCAACAAUCAGUAUAUGCAGCAACAAUUUGGUCAGCCAUUACCUCCACCGGCACAGCCACAGCCACAGCCGCCAAAAGUGGAACGAAAAACUAAUGGACAAGUCAUGAUUACCAUACAAACUAUUCAAGGUGUAAACAACAACAACAACGUCGUGAACAAUGCGAAUAACGUGAAUAUGAACAAUCCGUACACGAUACCACAGCCGCCGAUGAAUCAAUGCCAGUUUCAACAGCAAGCAGCACCGGGACCCCAACAGACGUCUGCGAUGACUCAGAUCCCAGCAGGGCCUCCAGUGCUUAAGCCUCCUAGUCAAAAGAAACGACGGCUAUCAGGAGAGCGAGUCAUUGAGCCUGGUGAUAAAAACGAAGCGCAUGUCGAAGUACCGGAUGCGUCGAACGAUCAAGAAAGAAUGGACGAUAAGAAACGAUCAAACGAUAAUCUUGGCGAGUUUCUGCGAAGGACAUUUGAACUCGGUGUCGAAGGAUUGCGAAAGGAAUAUAAAGAAAUUCCGAAUGACGCUCCCUUAACGGCAGCGACUGCAUUUCGAGACAAUCCGACUAGAAAUCGUUACUAUAAUGUCCCGUGCUGUGACAGAACUCGAUUCAUAAUGCCGGAUGAGCCAAACUAUUACAUUCACGCAAAUUAUGCGAACUCUGGAAACGUUAGGAAUCGAUUUUUGUGUGCCCAGGCGCCGAUGACUGUUUCAUUGGAAGAUUUUUGGAAGAUGAUAUUCGAAUCGGGCACUGAAUUCAUAGUAAUGUUGUGUGAUUUGAUUGAGAAGAACAAACCAAAAAGCGUUGAAUACUUUCCAUCAGUCGUCGGCCAACAACUCACAAUUGGCUCAUUUUGUACGGUGCUCAAAGAGCAAUCAUCCGAAAGUUCGAUUCGAAUAAUCAGGCAUAUUCAUUGGCAUAAUUGGCCAGACCAUGGCGCACCGGAGAAUCUAUUGACGCCAUUUCGAAUAAUUGGCCAGAUUAAAGGAACAAAGAAACCGAUAUUGGUUCAUUGCUCGGCGGGUGUUGGACGAACUGGCACGUUUGUCCUAAUAAUGCUCAUAAUCGAACAUAUCAAAGACCCCGACUUCCCGGGAGCCGCGAAGAUGCUGAUGAGACUACGCGAGGACCGAUUCAAAGCGAUUCAGACCGAAGUGCAGUAUCUCUACGUUCAUCGAUGCAUUGUUGAAUACCUUUUGGUUAAAAAGUAUACGACGACAAACUCGAAAGAAUACAACCGGUUUAAAGAGGACUACGAGAAGGUUGCGAAUGGAGCGGCGAGCAUUGAGAAACCCAAUUGA
Caenorhabditis bovis is the source of this 1644-nucleotide messenger RNA. The record is from the annotation of a GenBank genome assembly. NCBI's taxonomy places the organism in Eukaryota, Metazoa, Nematoda, Chromadorea, Rhabditida, Rhabditidae.